GCAAAAACAUCCAUUGAUCCACACAGAGUAUCCCCUUCUCCCUCACUCUCGCAAGGAUCCAACAUCGGAGGAGAGGGGAGAUAAUAUCCAAGAAUAGCCUUUUGUCUUUGAUUUUUCUUGACAUUAAACGAAAUCUUCGCUCCGCCGUCAAAGUCCCGGGCGGAUUGAUAUAAAAUUUGUGUCGUUGACGUAUUUUAACUUAGAGAUGGUGGCGGUAAGAGCAGCGCGGAGCUUGAAUUGCGGUGCUUCGCAGAAAUUUGAGUCUGGAAAGUUGACGUUGCUGCCUAAGGUUGACUUCGUGGCGUUACCGGCGAUUGGUACCGGUAGUAAGUUGGGGCUGAAUGGUUGCAGACUGAGAGCGAGUUCUUUGGGCCCAAUCAAGGCAAUGGAGGAGUCAACGGUGUCUUUGGAGAAUGGCUGCACGCCUGCUGCUCUCGUCAAUGGUAAAAGUCUUCAGCAGAUCGGAAAGUCAACAAACAUUUUGUGGCACAAAUGUCAGGUGGACAAAGUUGAUCGGCAAGAGUUACUUCAGCAAAAGGGGUGUGUCAUAUGGAUUACUGGACUCAGCGGUUCAGGAAAAAGCACUCUGGCAUCUGCUCUAAGUCGAGGCUUGCACUUUAGAGGAAACCUGAGCUACAUCCUUGAUGGUGACAACGUUCGUCAUGGUCUAAACAGUAACCUGGGUUUUAAAGCAGAGGACCGUGCAGAAAACAUACGAAGAGUUGGGGAAGUAGCGAAGCUAUUUGCAGAUGCUGGUAUUAUUUGUAUUGCUAGUUUGAUAUCCCCCUAUAGAAAGGAUCGUGAUGCUUGUCGGGCAUUAUUACCAGAAGGAGAUUUCAUUGAGGUGUUCAUGGAUGCGCCACUCCAAGUUUGUGAGGCUAGGGACCCAAAGGGACUGUACAAGCUUGCUCGGGCUGGAAAGAUUAAAGGAUUCACUGGGAUUGAUGAUCCAUAUGAACCACCAUUAAACUCUGAGAUCCUAAUACGGCAGAGGGAAGACCAAUGUGCUUCACCAAGUGAGAUGGCUGAAGCUGUCAUCAAUUACUUGGAGGAGAACGGGUACCUGCAGGCCUGAUACGCGAAAAGGGCCUUCUAGUUUCCAGCCGCGUAGGCUUUCUUACCUGUAUAUAGCAUGCUGCGACAACAGGAACUUCUUCAACUUCCCUGCCAUUUCAAGUCCUAUCAUAUUCCAUUUUCCGAAUCUACUAGUCAUUUGAUUAAUUGAGAUGUUCAUUGUCUUGUUACUAUGAAUUCUGCUUCUUGAGUAUAUAGAAAUAAGGCCGAAAUUCUGUAGUGUAAGUUAUAUAUCAUCUUGCAACUUUGUAUGUUCAUAUUGCAAGAUUUCAUAUCUUGCAAAACCUUAUGUAGACAUUUACCUUAAUAAUACAAGAGCAGAAUGUUUCUUGUUA
This is a messenger RNA of Tripterygium wilfordii, 1409 nucleotides long. Its product is annotated as adenylyl-sulfate kinase 3-like. Gene Ontology annotation, molecular function: ATP binding; adenylylsulfate kinase activity. Lineage: Eukaryota; Viridiplantae; Streptophyta; Magnoliopsida; Celastrales; Celastraceae. Gene Ontology annotation, biological process: sulfate assimilation. Bases 206 to 1075 code for a protein of 289 amino acids. The transcript has 7 exons. The record is from RefSeq and is a predicted model, not a curated record.